AUGAGAGCAUGCGAUAAGGUUUUGAAGGACAAAAAGAUUGUCGAGAAGAUACUUCGGACCUUAACACCACAGUACGAUCACAUCGUGGUUGCCAUAGAGGAAAGCAAGGAUCUUGAAACAAUGAAAGUGGAAGAACUGCAUAAUUCUCUAAAGGCGCAUGAACAAAGAUUAAUUGAAAGGAGGAAUGUAGAAAAGGUGUUGGUUCAAGGCACAAAUAAAGCCUUGCAAGCCAGAAAUAAUCAAAGCUUCAAGAGUCGAGGAGCUGGAAGAGGCAAAGGACGGAUACACGGUGGCCGAACGGGUGGUAGAAGCAUAAACUCCUCUGAUCAGCACAUGGAAGUUAAUGGCAGUGAGCAAAGUGAGGGAAACAAUAGAGGAGGAAGACAAUUUAGAGGCAGAGGAAGAAGAGGGCAUGACAAAAGAAACGUUCAAUGCUACACCUAUAACAAAUACGAGCACUACUCUCCAAAGCACUGGCACAAUGAAGUCGCGAAGAAGACCAAGAAUGACGAGGCGACAAAUCUUGCUCAGGAGCCGAGAGCAACAAGCCAUGCAGAUGCGUGUCACUGUGGUACAAACCACGUGUUGUACUCGGAGAAGAUGAACCAUGCAGCGAAUGAUGAAGAAGUUAAACAUGUGUUGCUGUCAAGUGAAGAUACGCAUGAUGUUGAUGAAGAAACUGAACGGUUGUCGUCUUCAAGUGCAACUGAUGAAGAAACCGAACAACUAUCGUCCUCAAGUGCAGCUGGUGAAGAAACCGAGCGGAUAUCGUCUUCUAGUGCGGAUGAAGAAACCGAACGGUCUUCAAAUGCAGUGAAUGGCAAGAGGGAAUGGCUGAUAGACCUGGAUACAAGUUUGAGAAGCAGCGUGAGAUUUGCCGACAACAGCGUGAUCAUGGCUGAAGGGGCUGGAAAAAUACUGAUCACACGCAAAGAUGGUCGAUCGACUUACAUGAACAACGUGCUGUAUGUUCCAAAUAUGAAGGGCAAUUUACUGAGUCUGGGACAACUUCUGGAGAAAGGCUACACCAUGUCGAUGCAUUAG
Molecule: messenger RNA, 1044 nt
Organism: Vigna angularis (adzuki bean)
Lineage: Eukaryota; Viridiplantae; Streptophyta; Magnoliopsida; Fabales; Fabaceae
Exons: 3
Coding region: 1-1044 (347 amino acids)
Source: RefSeq, a predicted model, not a curated record